AUGCUCGGCAAAGCACUAUACCCAGCAAACCACGAGUCGACAACAAUGUCCGCAGCACCCCCACCAGCCCCUCCAAUCCUCAACACCUCCCUUUCCCUCACCCGCACCCUGACGGAUUUCCUCACCGUAACUCUUCAUACCCUCCUCUCAAUCCGCUCUCUUUAUCCUCCUUCAAGUUUCCUCACAACCCGCGCCUACAACCUCCCUGUCCAGCAAUCCCGCCACCCUGCUGUCUGCACCUGGAUCAACACCUCGAUAUCGCACCUCACACCGCUCCUCCUCACCUCUUCCAUCUCCCUUAUAACCUUCGUUAUCUUCUCUGCCUCAGGCCAAGUCCUUGAACGCUAUAUCUUUGACAUCUCCCGCUUCCCUGUUGUAGGCGAGAAGGAGAAAUGGACGGAGUUUGAAGAAGGAAGGGGCAUUGUUGAUGUAGAAGAGCAGUUAAGGGCUACGAUUAAGAAGCUGCAGAUUGCUGGAGAGCGGCUGAAGAAGUUACCGCAGGAUUGUACAUUUACAUUUGUGGUGGAGAUGAGGGAGGGGAGCGAAGCGCCGAUUGGACAUCCGAUGCCUUGGGUUGCUAGUGAGCCGGGAUUGCAGCAGCAGACGGAAGGGAAUGGAAAGGGUAAGGAGAGGGAGAGGAAUACCAGUGUUGGGGUGGAUAGGGGAGGUGUGAAAAGUACACCGGUUAGAUUGGUGGAGGCCGGGGAUUUUGUGUUGGAGGCAUGGAUUGAGGAGGGGAAGGCGAAAUUUGAACUUGUGGAUGAGGAUGAAGAUGACGAGGGUUGA
Molecule: messenger RNA, 786 nt
Organism: Lachnellula hyalina
Lineage: Eukaryota; Fungi; Ascomycota; Leotiomycetes; Helotiales; Lachnaceae
Gene: mad2l2
Product: Mitotic spindle assembly checkpoint protein
Exons: 2
Coding region: 1-786 (261 amino acids)
Cellular component (GO): zeta DNA polymerase complex
Source: RefSeq, a predicted model, not a curated record